Closterium sp. NIES-65 is the source of this 1350-nucleotide messenger RNA. The record is from the annotation of a GenBank genome assembly. Lineage: Eukaryota; Viridiplantae; Streptophyta; Zygnematophyceae; Desmidiales; Closteriaceae.
AUGCUGAGAGAAAAGCUGAGGAAGCAUGAGCAGCAGCUCAAGGAGUAUUUCGGAGGGCGGAGAGAAAGGAUGAGUAUCAUGGCUGGGUUGGAGCUGGCGUUGUCUGGAGAGGUUCCAUCACCUCACUUGUCGGCGCGGAUUAAGACGCGGAAGUCCAGAACACAAAUUGCGGAGGUGGCUGUUCCCGGGGGGGUGGUAUCGGGGCCGAAGCAGAUACUAAAAGCGGCGUCUGACUACUUUCGUAGCCUUUUCGGUGAAGAUAAGCGCAAUGCGAUCUCUGACUGGGUACCCGCUGCAGGAAAGAAGCUGAUGUAUUCCGACAUUGAGAUGCUGCAAGAGGAGUGGACGGAGAAGGAGGUCAGAACAGCAUUACAUGAGAUGGCGAGCAACAAAACGCCGGGGAAGGAUGGCUUACCAAAGGAAGUGUUUGAGCUGCACUGGGACAAGCUUGGGAAGCAUGUCAUGGAGCUGGUCCGGGAGUUCAGCCAGUCCUCUUCACUCCCUACCAGUGUUAAGGAUGCGGUGACGAUCCUUCUGCACAAAAAGGGAGCGAAGGAGCAGUUAGAGAACUACCGUCCCAUCACGCUGCUGAACAUCAGCUAUAAGCUACUGGCGCGAGUUCUGGCGAGCAGAAUUAAAAAGGUCCUGCACAGGGUGAUUUCACGGGAGCAGUUUGGCUUUAUCCCGGGAAGGCGCAUCUCGGACGCGAUGGUCAUGAAGCGGAAGCUGGGUAUCUCCCUCACCAGCUGCGUCGGGCAGAAGCUGUCAUAUGUCGGUUAUGCUGACGAUACAACUCUCCUUCUGCAAGGGAAGCAACAAAUUGGCAGGGCGGAAGAGGAGUUGGAGAAGUUUAAGAAUAUUUCCGGCCUGGAGAUGAACGUGGACAAGUCAGUGGUGAUGCCCUUAGGGGCUAACCUGGGGAAAAAGUCUUGGCGCUCGGAUGGUUUCCGCUGGGCGGAGAAAGAUGAAGCGGAAAGGCUCCUAGGGGUUUGGAUUACGCCGAGCGGAAGCUGCCAGCCGACAUGGGAUAAGGCGCUGCAGAAGAUGGUUGCGAAGAUGUCGUUAUGGCAGCCGCAAUAUCUCCCGAUUAAGGCUCGGACGGCGGUGAUGGACGGCUACAUACUGCCGAUCGCAUGGUCGCAGGCGCAGGUCUAUCCUCCUCCGGCGCAAACCUGGGGGGUCAUCACUAAGAUGACUCACAACUUCAUAAGCGAUGCUUACCUGUCUGACGGCUCGGAGGAUAGCGUUGACGCUCACGGAAACAAAUCAGCUGAAGAGAGCAUUGAUGCGGCAAGCGGCUCACCUACCACGGGGGCUGGAGACUUUCGUGGCACAUGUGAAGCUACUUAA